Messenger RNA from Blastocystis hominis, 854 nucleotides. RefSeq lists its product as hypothetical. The record is from RefSeq and is a predicted model, not a curated record. The transcript is spliced from 2 exons. Bases 444 to 854 code for a protein of 136 amino acids. NCBI's taxonomy places the organism in Eukaryota, Bigyra, Opalinata, Blastocystidae.
CCCAUUUCCUGACAUCCUCCAAUAUCGCUCUUCCUUAUUCUCAAGAUAGUUCCCCUUUCUCUCCCACACUCCAAUACCGUCCCAGUCUCUUCGACUAUUACGGCACUCGUUUUAAUCUGAGUUCUCCUGCUUCUCCAACCUCUCCUUUAUUUUCCAGCGUAUUUCAUAAAGUCAAGAAGGGCCGGCACCGUCUCACCGUGGAAGAAUUCAACGCCCGUUUUGCCGGGAAGCCCAUUAGCCACACACGUCUCACAAAAAACGUUUCCAAACUCAAAAAAACGCUUCACUACUUCGGAACGAUCGGCCGUCCCAUCGCAGCGGCGCCACGCGCCUCCAGCCUCCCCUGCACGCCCAUCCGCAACGUGGAUUCGCUCUCCUCCUCCGACGCUUCUCUCGACCGUUUCAUCGCGACUCCGAUGCGACUGCAGUACCGACUGAAGCAAAUGUGCAAAAAGCGUCCCAUUCUGAUUCAAUCGCCUCUUCGGCAGAGCAUUCGCGCGACGAGACGCGAUCGACUUCGCUCGUUUAACGAAAACGGAACGGUUUCCGUGCCGUUGCUGCCGACUGCGAGCGGAUCGCUGUCGUUUUCGAUGAGAAAAGAAGACGAGAACGACGAAGGAAAGGGAGGAGAAGGAAAAGGAGAGAAGGAGGAGAGAGAAAACGAGCAGAAGAGAAAGGAGCGGAUCGAAGAGCGGAGGGAGGAAGCGUUGGAAUUGGUGGGAAGCGUGCGAGAUGUGAAGUUGACGGGGUCGGAGGAAGUGAUGCUGGAUUUGAACGAGAUUACGAUCUUGAUGAAGGAAGUUCCGCGCGAGCAAUUGCAGAAUGUGGGGUUUGGGAUGGGGAGUGAGGGAUAG